AUGGCUUACCACAAACGCCCUACCUCGAGCUACCAGCCCUGUGACUCGUACUUCGUGGAAUCAUAUGACGACUACACUGUCCCGCGGAUGGACCCAAAGGAGCAUGCCAAAUUGAUCGCCCGCGAGCGUCAAUAUGCCAUCGCCGACGAGCUGUCCCGGGUCACGAGUGAGGAAUACCGUGAAGACGUUCGGUCACACAUGAUGGACAUGGAUGCUUCCACCCUUCCUGAUGUUGAAUCCAUUGACAUCCAGACCGAAAUCCAAUGGUUCAUGCGUCCUUACCUCCUUGAUUUCCUGAUCGAGGCCCACACUGCCUUCCAAUUGCUGCCGUCGACCCUCUUCUUGACCGUCAACCUCCUCGACAGAUACUGCUCCAAGCGUGUUGUCUACAAGAGGCACUACCAGCUGGUCGGCUGUGCAGCGCUCCUGAUUGCCGCCAAGUAUGGUGACAAGAAGGAUCGUGUGCCUACUAUUCGCGAACUCAAGUCAAUGUGCUGCUCCCUGUACGACGAUGACAUGUUCAUUCAGAUGGAAUGGCAUGUUCUGCAAACCCUUGGGUGGACGAUUGGACACCCAACCGUCGACAGCUUCCUCCAGAUGGCAGUCAUGGACACCCCAUAUGAUCCAGAGGUGGAACAUCUUGCGCUAUACAUCGCGGAAAUCUCGUUAUUCCACCGCGAAUUCGUGUCCAAGCCGUCCUCCGAUCUCGCUAGAGCCUCCCUCGCCCUAUCACGCUGUAUCCUCAACCGCACCCAGCCUCGUCACACAGAUUGGGCCUCGCAGUACGACUCGAUGACACUGGUUGGACUGUCACAGCAACUCCACCAGCCGUCUCAAGUGCUCGCGAGAAAGUACUCUUCGUCCCACUACUCGCGCGUCUCCAAGAUCCUUGAGCAGUUCCUUGCACGCCAGGCUUCCAUUGCCAGCUACACACCGCCUACCCCUCCAUCCGUCGUUGUCAACUCCGAAUCCAAACCAUACGAAGCAGAAAUCGGGCUUGCUACUCCCCAAAAGGCUCCUCAUCCCUCCAACAUGCCUCACGGAUACAUCACGCCGCCAAUUACACCCGAAAACGAAGGCUUUGUCAAUGGCAAUGCGGACUACGUCAAGGCAGUACCGGUGUCGAGCGCUUGCUCACCGUCGCCAACACCUUCGCCUAGCGUGCCGUACAUGACCCACAACCCCUACCAGCAGGACCCUGCCUAUGCCACGCAACAACAAUACCUCGCACCCCAAAUGAGCUUCACCACUGGGUUCUAG
Aspergillus mulundensis is the source of this 1260-nucleotide messenger RNA. Its product is annotated as G1/S-specific cyclin. The coding region runs from base 1 to 1260 and encodes 419 amino acids. Gene Ontology annotation, biological process: regulation of cyclin-dependent protein serine/threonine kinase activity; mitotic cell cycle phase transition. Gene Ontology annotation, cellular component: centrosome; cyclin-dependent protein kinase holoenzyme complex; nucleus. The transcript is spliced from 2 exons. NCBI's taxonomy places the organism in Eukaryota, Fungi, Ascomycota, Eurotiomycetes, Eurotiales, Aspergillaceae. Gene Ontology annotation, molecular function: cyclin-dependent protein serine/threonine kinase regulator activity. The record is from RefSeq and is a predicted model, not a curated record.